Molecule: messenger RNA, 1623 nt
Organism: Hyalella azteca
Lineage: Eukaryota; Metazoa; Arthropoda; Malacostraca; Amphipoda; Hyalellidae
Exons: 8
Coding region: 91-1623 (510 amino acids)
Cellular component (GO): membrane
Molecular function (GO): ABC-type transporter activity
Source: RefSeq, a predicted model, not a curated record
GGCACCAGCUGUCUCUGUGUGAGGAUCAACGAGUCCCUCCCCCGCUGUGCCUUCGAGGUCCCCUCUCCCCUCCCCCUCGCUCCCUGGAUAAUGGCCACCCGCAGGGAGACUUCCAACUUCAAACGCUAUGGGUUCACCUUCGGAACAACAACUGGCUUCUCUGAUACGACAGCUGGCGUUGCGCCUGAAACCGCAACAGAUGGCUCUUCAACGGAUGCCAAUUUUGCAGUCAGUGAGCUGAACGCAACCAUCACAACCAUCACUGAUGGUGGUGCUGGUAAUAUGCCUGUCGUAGUAACGGUGUGGUACGAUAACUCGGGCUACCACACCUUGCCGGCAGCUCUCAAUGUGCUUAACAACGCCAGAUUGCAGCGCCUACUCGGCAGCGCACAGGCCUCUAUCACCGCUGCCAGCCAACCGAUAGCCUUCAAGUCUAGCCCUGCUGCAAAAAUAGCAUUUGGGGAGUAUGUGGGUGCAGUGGUCGUGUCUCUCCUGCUGCUCGUGGCGCUGAGUGCGCUGUGCAGUUACUGCUCCGGCCGUGCAGUGCACGACAGCUCCUCGUCUGCACUGCGUCUGUACUGCACACUCGGCCUGCCACUGCGCCUCUACUGGAUUUCUGCCCUUCUCUGGGACGGCAUGAUGCUGGUGGUGACGGUGCUGCUGCUGGUUGUGGUGCUCCUGAUAUUCGGGCAACCACACUUCGUGGGUGGUGACAACCUGCCUGCCUUCCUGCUCAUCUGCCUGCUCUACGGGUGCUCCAUGCUCCCCCUGUUUUACCUGCUGGGGCGUUUCUUCUGCUGCCGCACGUCAGCCACCGUCAGCUUCUUCUUCACGGCCGUGGGCGUGGGCUUCCUCGCCUCGGUCGUCGUCAUGGCCUGCCAGGCCUACUCCUGGGUCCAGAGCGGCAAAGUGUCUCUAGGUUGCCAUGAAGCAUCCAAUAUUUUGUUUUUUACCAUUAAAUUUUUCUGCUUGGGUUUGAUCUUGCACCUUCUUAAUGUUUCCCUAUGGGCUUCCUCGCCUCGGUCGUGGUCAUGGCCUGCCAGGCCUACUCCUGGGUCCAGCAUCCAUCUUACCAGGCUCUGGGCAUCCUGUUCGCGCUGCGGUCGCUGGGGGAGCUGCUGCAGCGGACCUGCCUCGCCCUGCCGCCCUACGCCUUCUGCGCCGCCCUCACCGACCUCGCCCUCGCCCACACCAGGGUACGUGGCGCCCACACCAGGGUACGUGGCGCCCACACCAGGGUACGUGGCGCCCACACCAGGGUACGUGGCGCCCACACCAGGGUACGUGGCGCCCACACCAGGGUACGUGGCGCCCACACCAGGGUACGUGGCGCCCACACCAGGGUACGUGGCGCCCACACCAGGGUACGUGGCGCCCACACCAGGGUACGUGGCGCCCACACCAGGGUACGUGGCGCCCACACCAGGGUACGUGGCGCCCACACCAGGGUACGUGGCGCCCACACCAGGGUACGUGGCGCCCACACCAGGGUACGUGGCGCCCACACCAGGGUACGUGGCGCCCACACCAGGGUACGUGGCGCCCACACCAGGGUACGUGGCGCCCACACCAGGGUACGUGGCGCCCACACCAGGGUACGUGGCGCCNCCCAAGUACACGUAG